GUGACAAUAAACUGGUCGUGGACCAUUGUGUAGGGCGCUGAGGCUUAUAAUUGGUGUAUUUGAGUCUCGGAAUGCAUCAAUGACCCUCGUUGAAAACCAACCCAACCCCUCAUCUCACCUCCGCAUAGACGCCCGAUCUCCUCACAUCAGCUAGAUACACCACUACAUCUUACAUCUCACAUCUCACUCCAUUGAACACCACCACACCAACCCACCCAAAAUGACCACUCCAUCCGACCCCAAUCCCACCCUCGUCCGGUGGUACAUCGACACCCGGCCCCUAACCAGCACCUCUCCGGCCCUCCCCCUCCUCGAGACCCUCCAACCCACCGAACAACAAGCCAUCCAGAAAUACUACCACCUCAAGGACCGCCACAUGUCCCUUGCCUCCAACCUGCUGAAAUACCUCUUCAUCCACCGCACCUGCCGCAUCCCCUGGUCUCAAAUCACCAUCAGCCGGACCCCAGCCCCGCACCACCGACCCUGCUUCAUCCCAUCUGCAGCAGUCACCACUUCAAUCCCAAAAGUCGAAUUCAACGUCAGCCACCAAGACUCAAUGGUCGCCCUAGCCGGCACCACCAUCCCACCCAAUUCCCCAAAGGAAGAAAUCCAAGUCGGAAUCGACAUCACCAGCACAACAGAACACUUACGCUCCCCGCGGAACCCGUCCCCGCCUACCCGCUCCGCAUUCCUGGAGUAUGUGUCUAUCUUCACGGAGAUAUUCUCUGCGAGGGAACUAGGGCUGAUAAAGUCCCUGACGCAUCCUGUUCACGGGUACUCGGUGUCGUCGACGGAAGGAGUGGUUUAUAGUUAUCGGGUUUUCUUUGCGUAUUGGGCGCUGAAGGAAGCGUAUAUUAAAAUGACGGGGGAGGCGUUGUUGGCGGAGUGGUUGAGGGAGUUGGAGUUUUUGGACGUGAGGGUUCCUGAUACGGAUGGGGAGGUGUAUCGCGGGGUUAGGGUGUUGAUGAAGGGGAGGGAGGUGGAGGAGGUGAGGGUGGAGGUGCAGGCGUUUGAGGGGGGGUAUUUGGUUGCGACGGCUGCUAGGGGGGGUAGGGUUGGGAGGGUGGAUGAUGGUACCGGGAGGGAUGGGAAUGGGGAUGUGUGGGAGGGGUUGAGGAGGUUGGAUGUUGAGGGGGAUGUGAGGGAGUGUGCGGAGGGGAGGUGUGCUUGUUUGGUAUGA
Aspergillus vadensis CBS 113365 is the source of this 1180-nucleotide messenger RNA. RefSeq names its product 4'-phosphopantetheinyl transferase family protein. Lineage: Eukaryota; Fungi; Ascomycota; Eurotiomycetes; Eurotiales; Aspergillaceae. The record is from RefSeq and is a predicted model, not a curated record. Bases 221 to 1180 code for a protein of 319 amino acids. The transcript has a single exon. Gene Ontology annotation, molecular function: holo-[acyl-carrier-protein] synthase activity; magnesium ion binding. Gene Ontology annotation, cellular component: cytosol.